Messenger RNA from Cyclopterus lumpus (lumpfish), 1426 nucleotides. Its product is annotated as neuroendocrine protein 7B2. Lineage: Eukaryota; Metazoa; Chordata; Actinopteri; Perciformes; Cyclopteridae. Gene Ontology annotation, cellular component: secretory granule. The coding region runs from base 46 to 717 and encodes 223 amino acids. The transcript has 6 exons. Gene Ontology annotation, molecular function: enzyme regulator activity. The record is from RefSeq and is a predicted model, not a curated record. Gene Ontology annotation, biological process: neuropeptide signaling pathway; regulation of hormone secretion.
AGAGGUCUCGCUUAGUACGCAGGUCCAACCAUCAUCGACUACACGAUGGCAGACAUUGGCUCGGCGGUGCGGUUCUCGCUGCUCGGCUUCCUGCUGUGCCUGCAGGUCGGCAGGGCUCCGGCCCGCAGCCCCCGCACGGUGGACCAGGUGUCUGAGGCCGAUAUCCAGCGACUCCUGCACGGCGUCAUGGAGCAGCUGGGCAUCGCUCGGCCCAGGGUGGAGUAUCCUGCACAUCAGGCCACCAACAUUGUGGGGCCUCAGAGCAUACAGGGUGGUGCUCACGAAGGGCUGCAGCACCUCGGCCCCUUUGGCAACAUCCCCAACAUUGUGGCCGAGCUGACCGGCGACAACGUUCCCAAAGACUUCAGCGAUGAUCACGGAUACCCAGACCCCCCAAACCCGUGUCCCCUGGGAAAGACAGCAGCAGACGGGUGUUUGGAAAAUGCUCCGGACACAGCCGACUUCAGCAGAGAGUUUCAAAAACACCAGCACCUGUUUGACCCGGAGCACGACUACCCAGCACUGGCGAAAUGGAACAAGGAGCUGUUGUACCAAAAACUGAAGGGAGGGCCAAAAAGAAGAAAAAGGAGCGUCAACCCGUAUCUCAUGGGCCAGAGGCUGGACAAUGUGGUCGCCAAGAAAUCUGUUCCUCACUUCUCCGAGGAAGAAGAGGAAGAGCCACCAACUGUUCCUGCUGCCAGCAAAUCUACGACCUAAACUCACUGUAAUAUAAAGUAUACUCUCAGAUACAAAUUUGUUACACUACAUAUUUAAGCAUUUUGGUUAACAAGCAAUGGAUUUGUGACUUUCACCGCAAGUACUGGAAAAUAAUAAAUAGUAUGCAGAUAAAAGAUAGGCACUUUUCACAGCACAGCUGUGUGCCUAAACAGUGUUUCUCAGUUCACUUAUACCAACCAUAUUAUAUAGAAUAUUGCCUGAGAUUCAACCAUUUAACCCCAAAAUGCUAAAAUACCAUGUGUUUAAGUAAUGACUGUCAGUACAACUGUAUUAUAAUAAGAGGUUUAAACGAUAUGUUGAUUUGGAGAAACGUUGAUUGAGAAAGUGAUAAUUAUACAUGACUGUACAGAAAUCCAUUUUCUCACUGAAGUUUUUGAAGUUACGUUUUUGUACGUCUUGAUAUAUAUAACCAGUUAUUCACCUUUGUGUCUUCAGAAGCAACGACUCAAUACAGAUCCUAUUCUUGGUUGAGUUCGUUAUAAACGGUAGCAGCUUUGCUUUGUCAUGUAAGGGAUGGCUUUGAACUAGGUCACUGUUGCAUGACCAAUAUUGUAACUCGUAUUCCAAUUAGUAUCCGUUCUCAUCACCAAACUGCAGUAAUUUGAGCGCCGAGUCUCAUCUUACCAAAAAAUGUUUUGUGUUAUGUUUUUGCUCUGUGAAAUCAAAUAAAUGAUUUAUCUGCAUUGAU